Messenger RNA from Camelus dromedarius (Arabian camel), 3836 nucleotides. RefSeq names its product single-strand-selective monofunctional uracil-DNA glycosylase 1 (gene SMUG1). NCBI's taxonomy places the organism in Eukaryota, Metazoa, Chordata, Mammalia, Artiodactyla, Camelidae. Gene Ontology annotation, molecular function: oxidized pyrimidine nucleobase lesion DNA N-glycosylase activity; single-strand selective uracil DNA N-glycosylase activity. The record is from RefSeq and is a predicted model, not a curated record. Bases 986 to 1804 code for a protein of 272 amino acids. Gene Ontology annotation, biological process: base-excision repair. The transcript is spliced from 4 exons.
GUAGGCGAAGCUGGGGCGCCAGGGGAAGGCGGCGGGUUCUCAGGGCUCCCGGGCGGCGGCAGGCCGGGAGUCGGGAUGUCUGUGUUUCGGGGCCCCUCUGGACGUCUGGGGCUCGCCCGGCACAGGGAGAGGCGAACUUAUAGAGUCGCCCGGGGGGCCUUCGUGGACGACACUUUCCCGUCGGGCGGAGCCCGCGGGCGGACGCGAAAUUUCUAGUGGAGCCUUAGUCGUCGGCCCCAUCGAAACCAGGAAGAGAGUUGAAGUGUUAUUUUUGAGUCUCUGUUCUAUUGUUAUUAUUGUCAUCUUUAUUAGUCUGAGGAUUUGCUGAAUGUCCCUUUGGAUUUCUGGAGUGCCCCCACGGCACAGGGGAGUGGAUAGUGUCUUGGAUUCCUUCUGCACUUGCUGAGUUUGGUGUCAGAGAGCUUAGAUGGCCAGACUUAUCGCUGGAUCACCCUCCAUUUCCUUUGCACUUAAUAUAAUAUGACACUGUAAUUUAUAAAGUAUCUACAUUUCUUAAGUCUCUGGUUCUUGGUGACUUAAGAUAGGCUUCCAAGUUUCUCCUUUCAGCUUUCAUGGUGUUUUGUUCAGGACAUUAAAGCUGGGAUUAUAGUGUAUUACAGUUGUUUAUCUGUCUUGUCACAGUAGUUUAUGAGUCUGGCCUACAUUUGGAUUUCUUCCCCACCAAGAGACUACCACAGUGCCUAUCACGGUCAGAGAACAGGUUGAUGGAUCAAGCUGUUGUAUCAACCUUGACGUCCCAUGUGGAGGAAGAGGUUACUCUUGACCUGGGCAAGGGGUUGAGAGGGAGAAGAACCAUGGUCCCUGCCCUGUGGGAGGCCCAGACGUGAUGGAAACACACCCAGAGCCUGGCAAGCCCUUGGAAGCAAGCAGAGUGCAAAGCGGGUAGCUGACCCUUGAAUGAACUCGAUGUAGACGUGGAGAGAAGUCCAUCAGGAAAGGCUCCUUGUUAGAAGGUCACAGUGGCAUGGCUGUGCCCCAGGCUUUCCCAUCAGGGCCCCUCCAUGAGCCUGCAGGUGCCCGGAUGGAGCCCCAGCCCUCUCCCCGAAGCUUGGCCGAGGGCUUCCUGGAGGAGGAGCUUCGGCUUAAUGAUGAGCUGAAGCAACUGCAGUUUUCCGAGCCUGUGGGCAUCAUCUACAAUCCCGUGGAGUAUGCGUGGGAGCCACAUCGCAGCUAUGUGACCCGCUACUGCCAGGGCCCCAAGGAAGUGCUCUUCGUGGGCAUGAACCCAGGGCCCUUUGGCAUGGCCCAGACUGGGGUGCCCUUUGGGGAAGUGAAUGUAGUCCGGGACUGGUUGGGCGUUGGGGGACCUGUGCUGAGCCCUCCCCAGGAGCACCCCAAGCGACCAGUGCUGGGACUGGAGUGCCCUCAGUCCGAGGUGAGCGGUGCCCGGUUCUGGGGCUUUUUCCGGAACCUCUGUGGCCAGCCCGAGGUCUUCUUCCGUCACUGUUUCGUCCACAACCUGUGUCCUCUGCUCCUCCUGGCUCCCAGUGGGCGCAACCUCACCCCGGCCGAGCUGCCUGCCAAGCAGCGGGAGCAGCUCCUCGGGGUCUGUGACGCGGCCCUGUGCCGGCAGGUGCAGCUGCUGGGGGUGCGGCUGGUGGUGGGCGUGGGGCGGCUGGCCGAGCAGCGGGCACGGCGGGCUCUGGCCGGCCUGAUGCCCGAGGUCCAGGUGGAGGGGCUCCUGCACCCCUCCCCUCGCAGCGCACAGGCCAACAAGGGCUGGGAGGCAGUGGCCAGGGAGAGACUGACCGAGCUGGGGCUGCUGCCGCUGCUAACGGGAUGAGUGCCCCUGCGGCCGGCAGGACACGUUCAAGUCCCCCAGGUCGUUCCGGCCAAGCAGAGGACGAUGCGCCUCCAGGACUGGAGCGACAGGGUCCCCCUCGGCUCCCUGGAUGCUGGGACCUGCCAGGGCAGUGCUGACACUACUCCUGCUCGCCCUCCCGAUUCCUGCACGCUUCACCUUCCUCUGAGCUUGGCUCUUCGGUCUGUGGUCCCCACCUCCACAGAGAACCAGAAUCUGCGAGCUGCUCUACCUCACUGUUACCCUGGGAGCCUCUCUUCAGCUGAGAGUGACCUGGACAGUGACUUCUGAGGUCCUAUUUGCGGUUUUAGAGAAAAGAUCUGCCAGGAUCCCCACCUGUCCUCAUGGAACAGCUGCCUUCAGCUCACCCCUUUCCUCGCGGGGACCAGGACAAAGCAUGGGAUGAGGAUGCUAAGAGUGAACUUCUGGUGGGAGACUGAAGCUGGGUCAGAGAGAGAAUCAGUGUAGCAUCAUGGGAAAGGCCAGGAGACCUGAAUUUCCAUCCCAGCCUUGAGACUUGUGAACCUUACGACUUUGGAUGAGUUGGUUGACCUCCUCAGGCUUCAGGCUCCUCAUCUGUAAAGCAGGAUCCCUUCCUCAUGGGGCUGGUGUGCAGAUUAGCUGAGUUAAUACUUGGAAGUGCCUUGUGUAGGGCCUGGCCUGUGGGUGCUCAUCACCCCUCUUCUAGUUUCCUUGCCUCGGCGUUGGGGAGGCGCUCACUACACUACACUACACUGCACAGGAAGACCCUCCGCUCCCAGGAUCUUGCUGGGGGUGGUCAUGGGAGUCUGGCCCUCCACCUGUGGCCUGAGUCAGGGGCAGAUUCUUGCCCUGCCAGAGGUGGACCGGUGGCUUUCUGGAAAAUCCAGCCUGUGCUUUCAGUCUAAGCAUUAAAAGCUCCUAAACCCUUUUGUGUUGGCCCUUUUUCUCCUCCUGCAUGUGGAAGGUGGUAGUUUAUAUCUUCCUCUCUUACCUUACCUCGUCCCUGUUUGCAAAGGGUUUCUUGGGUAGCUGCAGGAUGGUGUGUAUGAUCAAUAAUUGCCUUAGCAGAGCUGCAGGGGUCUCUGUGAGGGGCUUGUCCAGGGUCUUGUGUGCUACUCAGGGCACUGUGGGGAACUGGUGAUGGGUGGAUGGGAGCUGGUAUCUCCAGCUAAGUUCUUUCUUUCCUUUCCUUUUCUUCCUUCCUUCCUUCCUUAGAAAUUACCCCUUCUUUAUUGCCACAUUCAUACAAAAAGUUUGAUGUAUCUGGGUGGGUAAAAGAAAGCGUCAGUGUAUACAAAGAAAGUUGGAGGAAGUUAGAAAAUAUAUGGCUUUAGCAUUCCAGCUAACCUGUUUCUAAUGGCUGCUCAGUGACUGGUUGGCAUCCCCUUUAGUAUGGGCUGGGAAAGCGAAUCCAGUUGGGAGCAGAGACCACCUUAAUAAGGAACAUAUGGUUGGACCCUAGCUUCUGGGACAGGUCAUCUACAGCUCUCAAAAUUAAUAAGAUUUUUUAGUAUAUAAGUGCCCCCCCCAAUUGUAUAAUAAAUAAUUUGAGUGAUCUCUAUCCUUGGUUCUUGGGAGGGAGCCUCUAAAUCCUCAGAAUUUCCCAAGUGAUGGGAUUUUAAUUAUUCUUGGUGGGACCCUCAAGCCACACCUUGAGUUGAUGCUGAAAUUUGACUCAGGAGGGCUUACUGUGGGGAAAAACCAACCAUGUGAGUAGAGGGUUGGAGCUUCAAGCCAGGUGAUACCAGCCUGACCUCCAGGGAGGGGAGAGGGGCUGGAGAUUGAAUUCGACCACGUGGUCAAUGAUUGCAAUCAAUUAUGCCUACGUGAAGAAACCCUAAUAAAAACUCUGGACACUGAGGGUGAGCUUUCUGGUUGGUAAACACAUGGAUGUGUCAGGAGGAUGAUGUGUCCUGCUUCCAUGGGGAAAGGACAUGGAAGCUGGGGCCCUCUCAGAUCUUGCAUUAUGUGUCUCUUCAUUUGUCUGGUCCUGAUUUGUAUCUUUUAUAAUAAAACUAUAAUUGUAAGUAGA